GAAACGCAGCGGUGCGACGUUCUGACUUGGCGGCCGAUGAAGUUUUGUGGACUUUCGGGACUGUUCGAAAGUUGCCGUCCAGUUCGUUCGGUCGCCGCGCGUCCCGUUCGGCCUCUUUGGACCCGCGACGCGAGCGCGAGAUUGUUCCGGGCCGGUUCGGCGGAAGCGGCCGAGUCCAAGCCCCUUUUUGCGAACGCGGGUCCGGGAAGCUCCCGGGGCUAAAGCUAACGCGGCGACGGCGUUGGAGUUGCCGACGUCACACGCCGUUGGCCGUUCGCCGGGCGCCGCGCCGGUUUCGCUUCGUCUUUUGGCUCGCCUUGACACGUCCGCCCGAGAGAUGGAGGGCCGCGCGAGCAGCUAGCGGGGGCCGGGGGGGUCGACGCAACCGCAACCGCCAGCGAAAGCGAGAGCGAGAGCGAGCUCACGAUGGCCUCGGCCGAGCCGUCGCUCAGCUUCAACCUCCUCCACCGAACGUGCAAGCUCGUGGUUCUGCUCUGCUUCCUGCACAUCUCCGUGACCGUCUUCUUCUACGUCCGCUCUCUGGACCUCCGCUUCGCCUUCGUCCAGAACCAGCAGACCCGCGCCGGGAGCGCCGCGAGUGCCGCGCCCGCCGCCAGCCGAGCCCCGGAACCCGAAACGCCGGACGACAAACGCUUGAAGACAUGUCCGCAAACGUCACCCCUGCUCGUGGGUCCUCUGCGGGUGGAGUUCAACAUCCCGGUGAGCCUGGACGCGGUCCGGAAGGCCAACCCCCAAGUGGGGCCGGGCGGCCGCUACAAGCCCAAAGACUGCGCGGCGCUGCAGAAGGUGGCCGUCGUCAUCCCCUUCCGCAAGCGGGACGAGCACCUCAAGUUCUGGCUCUACUACUUGCACCCCAUCCUGCAGCGCCAGCAGCUGGACUACGGCGUCUACGUCAUCAACCAGGACGGCGAGGAGAUCUUCAACCGAGCCAAACUGCUGAACGUGGGUUACGCGGAGGCCAUGAAGGAGUACGACUACGACUGCUUCGUCUUCAGCGACGUGGACUUGAUCCCCAUGGACGACCGCAACAUCUACAAGUGCUUCAGCCAGCCCCGCCACUUGUCCGUCUCCAUGGACAAGUUUGGAUUCAGGUUGCCGUACAAGCAGUACUUUGGCGGCGUGUCGUCCAUGAUGAAGGAGCAGUACCUGAGGAUCAACGGCUUCCCCAACAACUACUGGGGCUGGGGGGGCGAGGACGACGACAUCUACAACAGGCUGGCGUCCAAGGGCAUGACCAUCUCCAGGCCCAGCGGCGAGGUGGGCAGGUGCCGCAUGAUACGCCACGAGAGAGACAAACAGAACGAACCCAACCCUCAGCGGUUCGACCGCAUCGCUCACACCAGGGAGACGAUGAACAAGGACGGCAUCAAGUCGCUCUCCUACAAGCUGGUCUCCAAGGAGGCGCUGGCGCUUUACACCAAGAUCACGGUCGACAUCGGAAAGCCGUGAGGAGCGGCGACCCCGUGCCGGACUUUGCUUCGGCUGCGUACGAGUCGCCUUUGCUCAGUUACCGGUCCCCCUCCAUCGAUCCAACCCAAUCAAUCAGUCCAUCGGCCGUCUUUUUCCUCGUUUUGAGAUUUUGCUUGUGUGGCAGGCCUUUUUGAUUGCUUCGGCGCGUCUCGUUUUCAUUGGCAACGGCUCGUGGGUCAUGAAGGAAAACCUGGUUGGAUUGAUCAGCUUUAAGUGCUUUAAGUGUGUGUGUGUGUGUGUGUGAUGACUUGCGCUUGUCAUAUUGGCUCCGUUCACGCCGCUUGGCGUGAUACCCACGUCAGAUUUCUUUUGUUUUUGUUGUUGUUGAAUCCUCAUUUUUUUCUCAUGUGGUGGUUCACGCCGCACAAAGCGACUUGGAAUGUGAACGCCCACGAUGUGGCCCCCCCGCGCGCAACGCGCAAUUGGCUUUCGAUGACGUGCGGGCCAGAUGAGCGUCGCGUCCAUUUCGGGCGGCGCGUGAAAGAGGCCCGGGUCGCGUUUGAAUACGUCACACUGGCGUCCGAUUGUCGGCGCGGUGCGAACGGUCCGGGUCGCGCCCGGGACCAAAAAAACCAACGCGGGACCUGAGCCGCGGUGUGAACGGAGCCGACGACGAGCGUCGUUUAUUCCGAAGCUUUAAUCAUCUCGACGCGCGCGUUAGCCCGAUGGCGACGAGCCGCAUCGGUGACGAUCGAUCACCUCGAAUGUCUUCGAUGGCUUCCAAGUGUCCUUCCGCCCAGCGGCGCGACUGAUUGUCGAUCAGCUUUAAUUAAUCGUGUGUCUGCGUUUACUUGAACCUCUGCGCGUCGCCGGCCCCGCUUUCUCGACUUGAACGGAGGAGCCGAGCGACGCCGUUCGUUGUCACAAUCAUUGCACUUUUGUCACCGUUUUGAAGUGAAAUCCUGUUUUCUUCCAAAAUAAAAGCAUGGGAUCAACGUGA
Messenger RNA from Hippocampus comes (tiger tail seahorse), 2431 nucleotides. It is a transcript of the gene b4galt1l, whose product is annotated as DP-Gal:betaGlcNAc beta 1,4- galactosyltransferase, polypeptide 1, like. Lineage: Eukaryota; Metazoa; Chordata; Actinopteri; Syngnathiformes; Syngnathidae. Gene Ontology annotation, biological process: carbohydrate metabolic process; protein N-linked glycosylation. The transcript is spliced from 6 exons. The record is from RefSeq and is a predicted model, not a curated record. Gene Ontology annotation, cellular component: Golgi apparatus. Bases 427 to 1470 code for a protein of 347 amino acids. Gene Ontology annotation, molecular function: cytoskeletal protein binding; beta-N-acetylglucosaminylglycopeptide beta-1,4-galactosyltransferase activity.